AUGGGCUUUGAAAUGAAAUUGGGUUGGGGCAAGGCAGUGCCAAUUCCUGUUCAGCCUGUUUAUAUACCUCCUCCUCUGCUGGAGGUAAUGAAACCUCCCCCUCCUUCCGGAUUACCUUUUAAUGCGCAGCCACGGGAAUGGCUCAAGUCUGUACGUGAUUCCUUGAAGGAGCGUGCAAAAAUGAUCAGCAAAAGCACCGAUUCUGAUAGAGAUAAGGAUGAAGCACCUCCUCCAGCGCCUGAUAGAACUCCUUUCGAUAUUUACCAAAUGCCCAAGGAAGAGUUCAACUUGGUCCUUAGGAAUGCUAUCGUCAAGGUCGUUAUACCAUCGGAUAGAUUUCUUUUUGAUUACCAAGCAGCUGAUCAUAUUUACUAUCGCUGGAAAAUUUGGUCAAUCCUACAUGGUGAAAGUGUUAACAAAUGGAGUACGGAAGAAUUUCGCAUGUAUGAGUUUGGUCCUCUUUGGAGACCACCUUUGACUGGAUUUUAUACUACAGGCAUGCCUGAAGAAAUGGUUGAGCCUGAUGAUUACCCCUACGCUCCUGGAUUCGUUCCACCUCCUUCCUCACGCCCUGUUGAGGAAGAAGAUGAAGAAAGAGAGCCCAGUCGAUCAGAUCGAAGACGACGUCGUGAAGAGGAUGCCUCUCGCCGUUGCAGGCUGACUGAAGCUCAGCGAGGUCGAUUGAAUCAAAUGAUUCGGCAACUAACACCUGAGAGACAAAGUGUUGGGGAUCUCAUGGUCUGGUGUCUCGAACACGCCGACUCAGCUGCCGAUAUCACCGAUUGCUUGAUAGAUUCCUUGCUGAACGCGAAGUUCUGUCCUGUUUCAACUCAUUUGGAUGUAAUUGAGAAAAACAUUGAAAAGGAUUCAAAGACGGAUGGCGAAAAGAAAUCUGAUGGCAUUAAAAGUGAUGAAGAGGAGGAGGAUGAAUCGUACAAAGGUCCGGAAGUGAUAACGAUACCAAAGAUUAUUGCUAGACUCUACCUUGCAUCAGAUAUUCUGUACAAUUCCUGCGCUAAGUCGGUCUAUCUGUUCAUCUUUCUAGAUACUAAUAUUCGUGACUUGGAGCUUAAAAAAUGGAUGCGCUUAUUUAUGAGGUAUUGUUAA
Messenger RNA from Protopolystoma xenopodis, 1107 nucleotides. Lineage: Eukaryota; Metazoa; Platyhelminthes; Monogenea; Polystomatidea; Polystomatidae. The record is from the annotation of a GenBank genome assembly.